AAAAAAAAAAAAAAAAAAAAAAAAAAAAAACAAGCGACCAAACCAGUGUAUCCAGAACCCCAACCAUAACCUCGUACACACAGCAAUCUGAUUCUGAAGGAUGAGUUUAAUGAAUCCAAAAACGGACAAGUUUGUGAAAAGAUUAACCAUUGUUGCAACUAUUACCGCUUCCUAUUUUCUCUUAACCGCUGAUUAUGGCCCCAAACCCAAUGCUCUUGACCCUAUUAAAAAGCAGCUACUUUCCGCACAAAGCACUGUGAAAGAAUUUUUUUUGGGUUCAAAAUCAGAAUCUGAAGAAAAGCAUAUAGGGAAAUCGGACAGCAACAAGGAUCAUCCAUAAAUUCAUUGUCAUCUUGUACAGGAAUAUUAUUAUUUUUGAGUCAAGGUUUUCUUUUAGCCAUGUGAACUUGUGAGUCUCUGUUCUAAUGUAGUGGUUCAAUAGACUAGAGGCAGACAAUAAUAUCAUUACCAUGUUUUAGGAUGCAUCCCUCUUACCCUAAUAUCCCCUUUUCUCUUAAAUUAUGUAUUUGGCUAUUAUGCAUCUGUGGUGUUUCCCUUUCCUUGUAUAUGUACUAUUAAUUGACAAGGUAUUUUGCACAUCAAAUAAGGUCAUCCAUCACCCAUAUCCAAGCUUUUAAAAGUUGUGUUAAUAAUAUGUAUUUGUUUUUACCUAA
Messenger RNA from Medicago truncatula (barrel medic), 674 nucleotides. RefSeq lists its product as uncharacterized. The transcript has 2 exons. Lineage: Eukaryota; Viridiplantae; Streptophyta; Magnoliopsida; Fabales; Fabaceae. The record is from RefSeq and is a predicted model, not a curated record. Bases 101 to 340 code for a protein of 79 amino acids.